AUGGCAACGACCGCAGCCCCCCAGGGGGUUUCUGCGAAUACCUCCUUCAAGGACAAAGAGAAGCCCAUGGCCGUGCGAACGUCCAAUAUUCUGGCAGCAAGAGCCGUCGCCGAUGCCAUCAGAACUUCUUUGGGGCCCAGGGGAAUGGAUAAGAUGAUCCAAACUCCCAAGGGUAACACUAUUAUCACCAAUGAUGGAAACACCAUGCUGAAGGACAUGAGCGUCAUGCACCCCGCGGCUAGAAUGCUGGUUGAUCUGAGUGCGGCCCAGGAUGUCGAAGCUGGAGAUGGAACCACUUCGGUCGUCGUUAUCGCAGGAAGCUUGCUAGGUGCUGCAGAGCGUCUGUUGUCCAAGGGCAUUCACCCCACAGUCAUCUCUGAGUCCUUCCAAAGAGCCGCGGGCGCAGCCGUCGAAAUCCUUCACAAUAUGUCCCGACCGAUCAAUCUGAUGGACCGUUCUACCCUCCUCCAAGCGGCUUCGACAUCUCUCUCAUCGAAGAUUGUGUCGCAGCACUCUGGUCUUCUCGGCCCCAUGGCUGUCGAUUCGGUGUUGAAGAUCGUCGAUCCCAAGACGGCAGAGAAUGUGGACCUCAGAAACAUUCGGAUAGUCAAGAAGGUUGGCGGUACGAUUGAGGAUAGUGAGAUGGUGGACGGCCUGGUGUUGAACCAAGCCGUCAUCAAGAGCAGCGGUGGCCCCACAAGGAUUGAGAAGGCUCGGAUAGGCUUGAUUCAGUUCCAGCUCAGCCCCCCUAAGCCUGAUAUGGAGAACCAGAUUGUGGUAAACGACUACCGCCAGAUGGACAAGAUCCUGAAAGAAGAGCGCCAAUACCUGCUGAACAUGGUGAAGAAGAUCCAGAAGACGAAGUGUAAUGUCCUCCUUAUUCAGAAAUCAAUUCUCCGUGACGCCGUCAACGAGUUGUCACUUCACUUCCUAUCCCGGCUCAAGAUCCUUGCGGUGAAGGACAUCGAGCGGGACGAGAUUGAGUUCCUGAGCAAGAGUCUGGGCUGCAAGCCUGUUGCCAAUAUCGACUCCUUCACUGAGGACAAACUGGGUACUGCAGACCUGGUGGAGGAGGUUCAGGCCUCCGGUGCUCGCUAUGUGAAGAUCACUGGUAUUAAGGUUCCGGCUACAUCUAGCAACCAGACCGUGUCGAUCGUGGCUCGGGGUGCCAACAACCUCAUUUUGGAUGAGGCAGAGCGCUCGCUUCACGACGCUCUGUGUGUCAUCCGCUGCUUGGUGAAAAAGCGUGCCCUCAUUGCGGGUGGUGGAGCCCCCGAAGUCGAGGUUGCGCACGCGCUGGCCAUGCGCGCCCGUGAGCUUACCGGUACGGAGGCUAUCUGCUGGAAGGCCUUUGCCGACGCGAUGGAGGUCAUCCCGACCACGCUCGCGGAGAAUGCCGGUCUCAACUCGAUCAAGGUAGUCACGGACCUGCGUCACCGCCAUGCUCAAGGACAGCACAACGCCGGUGUCAGCAUCCGCAGCGGCGGAGUGAAGGAUGACAUCACUGAGGAGAACAUCCUGCAGCCUCUCCUGGUAAGCACCAGUGCGAUUGAGCUGGCAGCUGAGACCGUGAAGAUGAUCAUGAGAAUUGAUGACAUUGCUCUGUCGCGGUGA
Messenger RNA from Aspergillus tanneri, 1614 nucleotides. It is a transcript of the gene CCT4, whose product is annotated as chaperonin-containing T-complex subunit CCT4. Gene Ontology annotation, cellular component: chaperonin-containing T-complex. Bases 1 to 1614 code for a protein of 537 amino acids. The record is from RefSeq and is a predicted model, not a curated record. The transcript has 7 exons. Lineage: Eukaryota; Fungi; Ascomycota; Eurotiomycetes; Eurotiales; Aspergillaceae. Gene Ontology annotation, biological process: protein folding. Gene Ontology annotation, molecular function: ATP binding; ATP-dependent protein folding chaperone; ATP hydrolysis activity.